AUGACAGAUUGGGCAGCGGCUCCUAUAGGAGGCUCAUUCAGUUGCGCACGACUCAGUGACAUCAAUGGGGGACGAGGGAUCCUGAAAAAUGACUCCAGCGUCGGUGUGACGACAGCGACCGGUGAGUAUAAAAGCUCCCGAUGCAAAGUUGUCAGCUCAUACCUUCAGACUCGGCCUUCACGGGUCACCAGCAACUGCGAGGAGCUGAGAGAGAGUGCGACGAUCAUCAGUGGACGAACGAACACAGUUUGGAUACUUCUGACGACUCAAUAACUACAAUGAAGUCGAUAUGCCUUCUCAUCUUGGCUUCCCUCGUGCUCUGCAACUUGGCGCUGUGUGGAGGACAAGGCCUCCCUGCUGAUGAUGACACGGACCGAAGAACCAUAGACGACAUCCUACUGCAGAGAGCGGAGAGUGUCCUGCUGCGCUCCAUUCUCAGGAAGAUGCAGGACGAGGACGACAGAGACGGAUUUUCCUCUCAGCCAGAAUGGGUGACAAAACGACAGCAUCCGGGCAAACGGUACAGCGACAGUUUGGAGAAGCGGCAGCACCCGGGAAGGAGAGAGUUAGACUUAGAGGACGAGGAUGAGCAGUACUUGGAUGUUCAGAGGAGACAACACCCGGGAAAACGCGAAGAUGAAAUGCACUCGUUCACGGAGAUCCAGAAAAGGCAGCACCCGGGAAAGCGCUCCAUGGCGGCGCGCGUUUCUGGCGAGCCCCUUAUAGUCGUGAGUGAACUUUCGAAACGCCAGCACCCUGGCAAGCGCUUCCUGGUGCUGCAGACCAAACGCCAGCACCCAGGUAAGCGCCAAAGCAGCGAGGACGAGGACGCGGAGGAUGGGGACUGGGAUGCGGGCGCGGAUGGAGACGAAGACCUCGUGGAGUUGGAAAAGCGUCAGCACCCAGGAAAGAGGCUUUGGGAUAACUCGAGUCCGGAUUUGGGCACGAACAGUCCGUGUGACGUUUUGGACCCUACGAGCUGCAGCAAAGCCAGCCUGCUGCUCGACUUUUUAGACAACAUUAACAAGAGCCACGCCGAGGAGAAGAGACAACACCCGGGCAAAAGGUUUGCACCGGAGGAGAAUUUAGUCAAAGACGGGGAGUAGAUUUAGCGAAAACAGCCUCUGGUGUGCGUGUACUACUGUAUUGUAAACAAUGUGUAAAUUAAGUAACCAUAGUGGAUUAUUAAAACUGAUAAAACUACAACAUUUAACCUUCUGUACCACUGUUGUUGUCCCUUUGGCAAACCGUUGCUGUAUCACCACUGCAAAACAUGAAUCUGCUGUUAGUUUAUCACGAGAGUCUGUGCGUAAAAUGUCCUCCAAACUGACCUCAUCCAUGUAAAUAAGGUUCUUAUAAGACUGUGUUUUAAUUGUAUUAUUAUUUAUUAGCACCAUCCAGUAUUAUUCAGUUGAAACCAAGUCUAGGAUUAAAGGAUUAGUCUGCUGGCUUUUGCGAUGUCGCCUCUGUGAGGAGACACAUGCUUGUCAGUGAAUCCAGUGAAAGUGGCUGCGUUUACACUUGUGCAUAAAAAACCCUACUUCACUGACUGAUCUGUGUUUUCAUUCUUUUCUAAUUAGUACUGUUUGCAAAUAUAUGUAAUGAAUCCCACAGCAGCAAAUCAAUUGUGUCAUGGAUUUUUCUACACAUUGGCAGUGGCAUGCAGGGAGUGAACAAAAAGUCCAGAUUCCCCUUUAUUUUUAGUAGUAGUAGUAUUAAUUGGAAACAAAGUAACUGUAAUUCAAUAACAAUACACUCAUGC
Solea solea (common sole) is the source of this 1762-nucleotide messenger RNA. It is a transcript of the gene trh, whose product is annotated as thyrotropin-releasing hormone. NCBI's taxonomy places the organism in Eukaryota, Metazoa, Chordata, Actinopteri, Pleuronectiformes, Soleidae. Gene Ontology annotation, cellular component: extracellular region. The transcript has 3 exons. Gene Ontology annotation, molecular function: thyrotropin-releasing hormone activity. The coding region runs from base 141 to 1106 and encodes 321 amino acids. Gene Ontology annotation, biological process: hormone-mediated signaling pathway. The record is from RefSeq and is a predicted model, not a curated record.